This is a messenger RNA of Penicillium chermesinum, 1935 nucleotides long. RefSeq lists its product as uncharacterized. Gene Ontology annotation, biological process: transmembrane transport. The record is from RefSeq and is a predicted model, not a curated record. Gene Ontology annotation, molecular function: acyltransferase activity; transmembrane transporter activity. The transcript is spliced from 7 exons. NCBI's taxonomy places the organism in Eukaryota, Fungi, Ascomycota, Eurotiomycetes, Eurotiales, Aspergillaceae. Bases 1 to 1935 code for a protein of 644 amino acids.
AUGUCUCCGUCAACACCAUUGCCGGAGGCGGACAAGCAGGAGAACUUCGCGGUCAACGAGCAGUCCACACGGACAUCCUCAACAGUCGGAACAGAGACAGAGAAGAAGGACCUUUCGACCGAAAAUGGCGGGAUUGCUACCGAUGAAGAAGCUGUGAAUAAAGCAUCUGCAUCGCAGGAUACCGGAGACUACCCGUCCGGUGUCAAUCUCGCAUUCAUCGUGGUUGCACUCAUCACCGACAAGUUCAAGAGCAUCAACGAUAUCUCAUGGUACGGUUCGGCUUACUUCAUGAUGAUUGGAGGCUUCCAGUCAAUGUGGGGCAAAGUGUACAAAUAUUUCCCCCUCAAGAUCAGCUUCUUGAUGGCCAUUUUCAUCUUCAAACUGGGGAGUCUGAUCUGUGGUGUCGCCCCAAACUCACCGGCCCUCAUUGUUGGACGUGCCAUCGCUGGUGUCGGGGGUGCGGGUGUCGGAUCGGGAUCGUACACGAUUAUUGCCUUCGCUGCGGAGCCCAAGAAAAGAGCCACUUUAACUGGGGUCAUUGGUGCCUUAUAUGGUCUCGCGGCGGUGAUUGGACCACUCAUCGGCGGGGCGUUUGCGGAUACAGUUUCCUGGCGGUGGUGCUUCUAUAUUAAUCUCCCAAUCGGUGGUUUGGCCGCGGGUAUUAUUUUUCUCUUCUUCCGGACGCCUCCAGUCGCAAAACCGGUCGAGGCUUCGCUUAAAGAGAAGCUUCUACAAAUGGACCCCCUUGGCACCGCGCUCAUGAUGGGUGCAGUCAUCUCCUUUCUUUCAGGUCUUCAUUACGGGGGUACAACGAAGCCGUGGGAUUCCAGCACCGUCAUCGGCUUACUCGUCAGCUGUGGUCUCAUGCUGAUUGCCUUUGGUAUUCUGGAAUUCCUUCAAGGUGAACGCGCCAUGCUGACACCGCGCCUGAUGCGCAAGAGAAACGUCUGGCUGAACGGAGUAUAUGGAGCCUUCUUCGCUGGCUCGUACUUUAUUCCGCUAUAUUAUCUGCCCAUUUAUUUCCAAAGCAUCGGCAAUAUCACUCCAAUUGGUUCGGGUGUGCGGAACUUGCCACUUAUCAUCGCGUUCACUAUUGCCACCGUUGCUUCAGGCGGUAGCAUCUCGAAGACGGGCAUUGCAACUCCACUAUUGCCAGUCGGCUCUGUAAUCGCGACGAUCGCUGCGGGUCUCCUGUAUACCCUCGAUAUUGUCUUCCAAACGAUCGGCGGCGCAGCUCUCAUCGGAGCCGCGCAAGCUGGCUUCGUUAAUCGGGUUUUGAACAAGCUUUCCAGCACCGCCCCAGGCGUGAAUCCAGCGGUAGUGGUGGCUGCCGGCGCUACUAAGCUGCGCAACUUAUUUUCGGGAGACGACCUGCAUGGUGUCCUUGAUGCGUACAUGGCAGGUAUCAAGGUUACUUUCGCAAUUACGAUCGGGGCCGCCUUCUCUUGGCCGCUAAAAGGCUACGGUCCUCAGGUUGAUAGCUGGAAAGCAGCGAGCUUGAAGGACAACAUGGCAGACUCUGCCAGCGAAACCUAUGACAACGAGGCUGAUGGCUAUUGCCGGGGGGAUGGGGUGGUAACAGUUAUCCUGAAGCGCGUUGAGGAUGCUAUAGCUGAGAAUGAUCCCAUCCUGGCCGUUAUCCGAGGGACGGCCACGAAUCACAGUGCCGAUGCCGUUUCCAUCACGCACCCGCACGCUGACACUCAGGAGUAUCUGUUCCAGAAGAUCAUGGAUGAUGUCGGCGCCGACCAGUGCGAGGUGGACUACGUAGAAAUGCAUGGCACAGGAAACCAGGCGGGCGACAGCAUUGAAGUUCAGUCCGUCACUAAUGUAUUUGCCCCUCAUGGGCCACAACAACGCACCCGCCAGCAACCACUAUAUAUAUGGUCUGCUAAGGCCAACAUAGGCUACGGGGAGCCUGUUUCCGGCGUUUAA